AUGGAACACGACAACGGGUCGGCACCGUUUGACGGCGUUGACUACGACAUGUAUGAGGACACGAAUAGUACCGUUGCAUAUGCUGUCGAGCUGGCGAUGAAGGACAAUGAAGACUGGCUGGUGGAGAGGGCGCUGGAGCGGAUUCGACGUGCUCAUUCUGAAGGGCACAAGAACGUUACAUUUUCCAAACGGGAGCUCGAUGCACUGGAGCGCAGGCGAUUACAGGCAGCUUCAGAAUCAGUCGAGAGUCAACAUCUCCAGGUGCUUGGAAGCGGAGCCGAUGUUGCACCUUCGGCGCCAUAUCCUUUAGAUACCAAUGUCUAUGGUGCUCGGGCUGGGACAACGAGCGCCUCUGUCAGUCCGCAGUCGUCAACGACUACGCUUCGAUCGCCCCUUCAACCUCCUUUCGCCGGUUCUUUGAGUCGCCCGUCGGUGUUCCUUGCGCCCCCCGCAGUACCUCGUACCCAUCCAGAUGAGUAUCAGCGGAUACCUCCGUAUCAAGCGACGUACUCGCGAGAUAUUGGCCAAGACCUGCACAGUCCUGUUGAACCUCAACGUGGACCUCUGACACGUCUCGUGCAGAGGCCGUAUAACAACGUUCCGCCGCACGCCUUGCAUGUUUCAUCCGACCUUGCAGCAUUGGCAGCUAAGUCUGUUAUCAGCAGAGAGAGCGACAGCGGUGAAAACAGUCCACGUAAACGAAGCCCAGCCAAUAGUGCCGACGAGAUUCCAAUGGUGGAGGUCAUCGAACACAAGAUACCCAGUUCUCCUUCUCGUAUCCUUGGGGCAGGCAGUCGCCAACGCCCGAGCCGACCUUGA
Aspergillus mulundensis is the source of this 819-nucleotide messenger RNA. RefSeq lists its product as uncharacterized. The record is from RefSeq and is a predicted model, not a curated record. The transcript has a single exon. The coding region runs from base 1 to 819 and encodes 272 amino acids. Lineage: Eukaryota; Fungi; Ascomycota; Eurotiomycetes; Eurotiales; Aspergillaceae.